UCGCUUCUUUUUUGGGUUGCACGGUGCUAUAUAUUUGUCAAGCAUGAGAAACGUAUAGCUGAAGUUUGUCAUAUUUCUCAGUUCACUUUCCUUCUCCUUCACCACCUCUUCAAAUCUCUCUCUAGCUAGCCAAUCUCCAUCACCUUUAAUCCCUCUCUCACUUCCACCAAUAAUUAUCCAUCACAUUUCACCUAAUAAGCAAUAACAAUGCUGUGACGUGAUGAUAUGAUCCAAUACUCAAUUCCAACACCACAACCGGAGCUUCUUCAAGUUCCGGUCUGAAACAAUGCCGUCCUUUCCCCCCAAAUCACUCUUCAACGCACGUCAAACCAUUUCAUCCCGCACAUCCUCAUUACUCGUCCUCGCCUCACUCCUCUUCUUCGGAAUCAUUCUUUUUCUCACACCGUCUCGAAACGGUCGCUGCUUAAAUAGAAACCCUAGAUCCGUUCGUGUGCUAUGGGAUCACGGCACCGCGGUCACCGGUGGCCGAAAUGCGGUUGUUGAUGAUAGGCAUAAGGUUAUGGCCUUUGUUGGAAUUCAGACCGGGUUUGGAUCCGUUGGUAGACGUCAGUCUCUGAGGAAGACCUGGUUUCCUUCAGAUCCUGAUGGACUUCAACGCUUGGAAGAAGCCACUGGUAUGGCGUUUAGGUUUGUUAUUGGUAGAACAAAUGAUAGGUGGAAGAUGUCCGCGCUUAAGAGAGAAAUAGCUGAAUAUGAUGAUUUUAUUCAAUUGGAUAUUGAAGAGGAGUACAGUAAGCUCCCAUACAAAACGUUGGCUUUCUUUAAAGCUGCUUAUGCUCUUUUCAAAGCUGAGUUUUAUGUCAAAGCUGAUGAUGACAUAUAUUUAAGGCCAGAUCGUCUUUCAUUACUACUUGUAAAAGAGAGAUCUCAUUCCCAGACCUACAUAGGAUGCAUGAAAAAGGGGCCCGUUUUCACUGAUCCGAAACUCAAAUGGUAUGAGCCGCUAUCUAAUUUGCUUGGAAAGGAGUAUUUUCUUCAUGCUUAUGGUCCUAUUUAUGCUCUUUCUGCUGAUGUUGUAUCAAGCUUGGUUGCCCUUAGGAAUAACAGUUUUCGGAUGUUCAGCAAUGAGGAUGUUACCAUUGGAGCUUGGAUGCUUGCAAUGAAUGUCAAACAUGAGAAUAUUCACGAGCUUUGUGCUCCAGCGUGUACAUCAACAUCAAUUGCUGUGUGGGAUAUUCCAAAGUGUUCAGGCCUCUGUAAUCCAGAACAGAGAAUGUUGGAACUUCAUCAAAUGGACAGCUGCAUUCAGACUCCAACUAGAGAAUCUGAUGAUUAGUAUAUGUAUUCGUCAAGCGAAGCAAAGCAAGCUAAAGAAGGUAGCUGAGGAACCCUUUUUGUCUAUACAUUUUCUUCCUAAUUCAUAUAUCUUCAUGUCAAAAAGAACUUUGAUCUUUGUGUUAUUUUUUCUGUAAUUUUUUCUUACCUUUUUUAGGAAAGCUUUAUGUAAAGCAUAAGAAAAUACACAUAAUUAAGGAUGAUGAUAUAAAGCUUUGCACAGUUUUGAGUUGAAUUUUGAUUGUAAAUUUUAUACAUACAUAAUUAAAAAAACUUGAAAAUAA
Messenger RNA from Lathyrus oleraceus (garden pea), 1580 nucleotides. RefSeq names its product probable beta-1,3-galactosyltransferase 14. Gene Ontology annotation, molecular function: galactosyltransferase activity. Gene Ontology annotation, cellular component: Golgi membrane. The coding region runs from base 287 to 1297 and encodes 336 amino acids. The record is from RefSeq and is a predicted model, not a curated record. Lineage: Eukaryota; Viridiplantae; Streptophyta; Magnoliopsida; Fabales; Fabaceae. The transcript has 7 exons.